CCAUGUCUUUCCGCCAUGGAAAUAAAGCCAACUGUUGCCAUCAAUGUCUCCUCUCUACCCUUUCCUUAUCUGAUUCUCCCCUCUUUCUCUCUUAUUAUAAAAAAAAAAACUCUCCUCCCCGAUUCGCCGCCCAUGUUUCUCAAUUCCAAAAUUAGGGUUCGUAGCGGCGAUUCUCCUUCACUUCUUUGGUCUGACUUCUAGGGUUAUAAAGGUCUUUACUUGAUCGACAAAGCUCGAGUCUUGUUUUGAUUUCAAGCACAAGUGUCCUGUAAUAAUAAUGGACGACGGUGAGGUUGAGUUUCCACUUAGCAGCUCUUCGAUAGAUUCCUUCUUCGACGAGCUUCUCAGGGACUCUCACGCUUGUACCCACACUCACACCUGCAACCCUCCCGGACCAGAGAACACCCACACCCACACCCACACGUGUCUCCAUGUCCACACCAAGAUCCUCCCUGCUCAGACCCAAGACAAAGAAACCACCGACGACACCUCGGAGUCUUCGGGGAACAAGAGCAAGAAGAGGCCUCUCGGGAACAGAGAAGCGGUUAGAAAGUACCGAGAGAAGAAGAAGGCGAAAGCUGCUUCCUUGGAGGAUGAGGUCACGAGGCUCAGGGCGGUGAAUAGUCAGCUGAUGAAGAGGUUGCAAGGUCAGGCCGCGUUGGAAGCUGAGGUCACGAGGCUCAAGUGUUUGCUUGUGGAUAUUAGAGGGAGGAUUGAAGGAGAGAUCGGUGCUUUCCCUUAUCAGAAACCUGUGGUUCCGAACGCGCAUUUCUCUUAUACGAUGCAGCCUUGCAAUAUGCCGUGCGGUGUUGACAACAACAGCUUGUACUGUCUUCAAGAUGGGAACAGUGGAGAAGGUAGCUUGAUGAAUGAGCAAGGAGGGCUGGAUGGUUGUGAGUUUGAUCAGCUUCAGUGCUUUGCUGAUCAGAAUUUAGCUGGGUGUAGUAAUGGAAAUGGAACGUUCAGUGCCAAUACAUCGGGCGUUGCUACUAAUAAGAGAAAAGGUGGGACUUGUGCAGCUAAGGCAGUUUGAAGUAUCAUCACCACCAGUCAUGUGGUGCUCUCUGUUUUCACAAGGCUAUAGAGUUAAAUUAUCUUUCAAUAAGUAAUAGAGUUGAACUGCAUCACCAGCUCUCCCUCUCAUGCCCCUUCUGCUGUUUUCAUUUUUUUUUUAUUUUUCUUAUGUAAUUGCAUUUCUUUGUUGAGCGCGUGGAAGCUAGAAGUAAGACUUGUUUAUAUUCAGUUCGAAUUAUGCCAGUGUUCUUCCCGAUUGGUUUUAUACUUUAAUAGCUUCUCUCUUGAAGCUUUGAUUGAA
Raphanus sativus (radish) is the source of this 1315-nucleotide messenger RNA. Its product is annotated as basic leucine zipper 23. Gene Ontology annotation, molecular function: RNA polymerase II cis-regulatory region sequence-specific DNA binding; DNA-binding transcription factor activity, RNA polymerase II-specific. The record is from RefSeq and is a predicted model, not a curated record. The coding region runs from base 278 to 1033 and encodes 251 amino acids. Gene Ontology annotation, biological process: regulation of transcription by RNA polymerase II; DNA-templated transcription. The transcript has 3 exons. Lineage: Eukaryota; Viridiplantae; Streptophyta; Magnoliopsida; Brassicales; Brassicaceae.